Molecule: messenger RNA, 1687 nt
Organism: Callorhinchus milii (elephant shark)
Lineage: Eukaryota; Metazoa; Chordata; Chondrichthyes; Chimaeriformes; Callorhinchidae
Gene: terf1
Product: telomeric repeat binding factor (NIMA-interacting) 1
Exons: 11
Coding region: 38-1312 (424 amino acids)
Biological process (GO): protection from non-homologous end joining at telomere
Cellular component (GO): nucleus; chromosome, telomeric region
Molecular function (GO): telomeric repeat DNA binding; protein homodimerization activity
Source: RefSeq, a predicted model, not a curated record
ACUGGAGAAAAGGCGGCACAGUUCCGGUUGGGGGCGGAUGUUGGUGAAGAUGGAGAGCUCGCGGUUCCAGCAGACGGUGACGGUGGCCAACGGCUGGAUCCUGGACUUCAUGUGCUGCUGCCUGCUCCGCUACUUCAGCGAGGACAUGGAGGAGGAGUUCACGGCCAUGAGGAACGCCAUGAACGGUUUUGUUCAAUGGCCGUUAACUGGAGGAUCUGGUCAGAUUAUGAAAGUGCAUAUUUGCCAACUUCUGUCACGAAUCGUUGAAGCAAAAAAUAUUGAUGUCCAGUUUGACAAAGAUGAAAGAAUAACACCGCUGGAAUCUGCGUUAUCAGUUUUAGUGGAAAUGGGGGAUGCCCAAGACGUAAAGAAAAAUCACCUUUAUCAAAAAUUGAAACAGUUGCUUCAAAUUCAGGCUGUGGCAGUCUGUAUGGAGAAGGGAGACUGGAGGAAAGCUUCAGAAGUUCUGGAACGUCAGUUUGAUGGCCAAGGACUCUCUGAAUCAGAGCAGUCUUUAAAAAGGAAGCUGUCCACAAUUAUCAUCAAGAAAGAUCCAUAUCAUAAGUUUUUUCAAAAUUUCAAUCACCAACAUUUAAUAGAGAGUGCCAAGGAUUUUGCUGAUAAAUUUUUAUCUGAUAAAAAAUCAAAUUUCCUUGUCCAAGCAGCAAAUAAGGUGGUGGAGUCUAAAGAACAAAGAAAUGCAUUCAAGAAGAGUUCUGGAGAUGAGGAAGAUCCUGGAAAGCAGCGUUGGCAGGAGAACCAUUAUGAAGAUUUACCUCAAGAAGAAACAGUGGAUGGAGAGAUGAACAACACAGCAUUAAAAUCACAAAGGAUGAUUUUGGAGCCCAAAGACAACACCCCAAGCUUCUCCUCUUCAACGCCAUCCACCUCCUUCACCCAUCCUCCCAGGCUCCCUCCAUCCUCAGCUCCAACUCCAAAUGCAAUAAGACCUAAAAAACGGCUAUAUAGUUUGGUGAAGCCCAUGACAUCAACCUUGGUGAAACCUGAAAGGAUUAAGGAUUCAAGAGUAAAAACACCAGCCAGAAAUAAGAGAAGUUCUGAACGUCUGAUAAAGAUUGAGAAACAAGAUGAAUCCAUUAUUUCAGAUUACCCAAAGAAGAAAACCAGAAGAAGGCACUGGUUAUCGAAAGAAGACCAGCAGCUGAAGAAAGGAGUAAGAAGAUUUGGAUGUGGGAACUGGACCACGAUUCUACAGUAUUACGAUUUUGACAAUCGUACCAAUAUAAUGCUGAAGGACAGAUGGAGAACCAUGAAGAAGCUGGGCAUUGCUGACAGCUCCGAUGAGAACUGAGAAGCAUCAAUUAUAAAGGUUCACACUUUUUUAAGAGAACCAUUUUAAAUCUACAGAUGAAUGAGUUUUUUUUUUGUUCAUGUGCAAUGUUGUCUAUUUGACUGCUAGGCCAAUCCCAUACUUAUAUCUUUUAUUGAUUUAAGCUUUGAACGGGACUUGGUGACGCAUAACCGACACGUAAACUAGAUCAGGAAAGUUUCUCAAGUUGCACACUUUCUAUUGCCUUUCCAAGUUUAUCUACUUGUUUGCCUUUUUUGUUGAACAUGUAUGUAUUUUGUGAAAAGAAAAGAUUGUAAAGGACAAAACAUUGAGCUAUUGUGCUGUAGGCACACGUUUUGUUUGUGUUUUUUGGUCAGCCUGGUGUCUGACACAUGC